Messenger RNA from Capsella rubella, 1243 nucleotides. RefSeq names its product mitochondrial outer membrane protein porin 3. Gene Ontology annotation, biological process: monoatomic anion transmembrane transport. Gene Ontology annotation, molecular function: voltage-gated monoatomic anion channel activity. The record is from RefSeq and is a predicted model, not a curated record. The coding region runs from base 85 to 915 and encodes 276 amino acids. Gene Ontology annotation, cellular component: mitochondrial outer membrane. The transcript is spliced from 6 exons. Lineage: Eukaryota; Viridiplantae; Streptophyta; Magnoliopsida; Brassicales; Brassicaceae.
UUUCUUCACUAAUUCUCUUUCACAGCUCUCUCCUCCUCAACUUCGGAAUCUUCUCAACUUGUUCGAUUUUUUCCAGAAGCAAUCAUGGUUAAAGGUCCAGGACUCUACACCGAAAUCGGCAAAAAAGCCAGAGAUUUGCUCUACAAGGACUACCAAGGCGACCAGAAAUUCAGUGUUACCACUUACUCUUCCACUGGUGUUGCGAUCACUACAACUGGAACAAACAAAGGAAGCGUGUUUUUGGGUGAUGUUGCUACCCAAGUGAAGAACAAGAACUUCACUGCUGACAUCAAAGUUUCAACUGAUUCUUCUCUUCUGACCACUUUUACCCUUGAUGAGCCUACCCCUGGAGUUAAGGCAAUAUUUAGUGCCAAGUUACCUGAUCAGAAAUCUGGCAAGUUUGAGCUGCAGUAUUUGAACGAUUACGCCGGUAUCGCCACCAGCUUGAGCUUGACAGGCAGCCCAAUUGUCAAUUUCUCCGGUGUGGUUGGAACCAAUGUUGUGGCUCUUGGUACUGACGUUUCAUUCGAAACUGAAUCCGGCAACUUCAAACAUUUCAAUGCUGGUGUGAGCUUCACCAAGGACGAUUUGAUUGCUUCCCUCACUUUGAAUGACAAAGGUGAGAAACUGAAUGCAUCGUACUACCACAUUGUGAACCCGUUGAGCAACACCGUGGUUGGAGCUGAGGUUAGCCACAACUUCACAACCAAAGAGAACGCCAUCACUGUUGGAACUCAACACGCGAUUGACCCAUUGACCACAGUGAAGGCAAGAGUGAACAAUGCUGGUAUAGCCAACGCACUGAUUCAACAUGAGUGGCGUCCAAAGUCGUUCUUCACGGUUUCUGGGGAGGUUGACUCUAGGGCGAUCGAGAAGAGUGCUAAGGUUGGGAUUGCUCUCGCUCUCAAGCCUUGAGAGAGAAGAGAAAGCCAACUUCAAAUGGGGGCCCUGAAUGAAGGGGUAGAAUAGUUAUUUCGUUUUCGUCUUCAAGUCUUUGGACAAAUCUGCCUGGCUUUCUAAAACAAUCGUUCAUUUGUUUUUUUUUUUUUGGUUUUUGGUUUUCGGUGUUUGGAUUUGUAGAAAAUAAGAAGAAAAAAGAAAAAAACUAUUGAAAGGAUCUUCUCAAGAAGAUGGAACCAUUAAGAUCCUUUUACUUGGUUCUCUCUCUAAUUAUUUUUGUCUGCUAAAAAAUACUCUUUGUUCCACUAAUUCCGAGUUAUUUAGUGGAUUUUUCUAAGAGAUU